Messenger RNA from Alternaria burnsii, 330 nucleotides. RefSeq lists its product as uncharacterized. Lineage: Eukaryota; Fungi; Ascomycota; Dothideomycetes; Pleosporales; Pleosporaceae. The record is from RefSeq and is a predicted model, not a curated record. Bases 1 to 330 code for a protein of 109 amino acids. The transcript is spliced from 2 exons.
AUGAAGCUCAUCACCGUUCUCAUGGCGGCGCUUGGCUCCACAGUCCUUGCCAACAAAGAUCCUCUCGAUAAGGCGCCCUUCUGGCAUAGUUGCAACCAGUGCCAAUACGAGUGGAACGAUUGCAUGCUCCGACAUAACCCUACUCGUUCACCAUUCCUCGGUUCACUUUGGGAUGCCGCUUGUGCGGAAGAGCUCUGCAACAACGACGACGACCAUCUAGGCUGGUGGUGCUGGCACAAUUGCUAUUUCCGUUAUGGUUCCUGUUUUGCAUCUCUCCGAGAGACUGAGUCAGGGAGAGGACAUCAAAAAUAUUGGGAUGGUGAAUGGUAG